This is a messenger RNA of Staurois parvus, 349 nucleotides long. Lineage: Eukaryota; Metazoa; Chordata; Amphibia; Anura; Ranidae. The record is from the annotation of a GenBank genome assembly.
CUGCGCCCAGAGACUGCGGACAUAGUACAGGAGAUGCCCAGAGACUGCGGACAUAGUACAGGAGAUGACCAGAGACUGCGGACAUAGUAGAGGAGAUGACCAGAGACUGCGGACAUAGUACAGGAGAUGACAAGAGACUGCGGACAGUACAGGAGAUGACUAGAGACUGCGGACAUAGUACAGGAGAUGACCAGAGACUGCAGGACAUAGUACAGGAGAUGACCAGAGACUGCGGAUAUAGUACAGGAGAUGACCAGACUGUGGACACAGUACAGGAGAUGACCAGAGACUGAAGACAUAGUACAGGAGAUGACCAGAGACUGCGGACAUAGUACAGGAGAUGACCAGA